Molecule: messenger RNA, 540 nt
Organism: Octopus sinensis (East Asian common octopus)
Lineage: Eukaryota; Metazoa; Mollusca; Cephalopoda; Octopoda; Octopodidae
Product: protein GVQW3-like
Exons: 2
Coding region: 1-540 (179 amino acids)
Molecular function (GO): nucleic acid binding
Source: RefSeq, a predicted model, not a curated record
AUGCAGUAUGCUGAUGACAUCACCACUCCGAGCCAGACUGCAGAUGGCCUACAAAGGACAGCUGAUCUUUGCAAUGCGGCUUACGAAUGCUUUGGGUUGCAGAAACAGAUCAUUGAGGCUUUGGAAAAAGUUUGUGGAACUCGUGCUCUAAAAACGACUACAGUCUACAAGUGGAUUCAGCGAUUCAAAGAAGGAAGAGACGACUUUGAAGACGACUCUCGCUUGGAACCUCAAAAAAAGGACAAAAACAUCGAGGCUGCUCGGAAUUUAAUUGAAGAAGAUCGGCGAAUAACUGUCAAUCAGAUAGCUACGUCCCUAGACAUUUCCUAUGGGUCGGCAAAUUCAAUUCUUCAUGAUAAUUUGGGACUGUGCAAGCUUUCAGCACAAUGGAUCCCAAAAGCAUUGCGGCCUGAUCAACAGAAUCUUCGAAGUGAUCUCUCCCUAACAUUAUUGAACAAAAUUGAAGCAGACGAAGAGCAAUUUCUGGUGAAAAUUAUCACCGGAGAUGAAACUUGGAUUUACCAGUAUAAUCCUGAGUAA